AUGUUAUAAAAUGAUAUUGAAAUAUUUAAUGAAUUUAAAUAAUAUUGUUAAUUAGUUACAGUGAAUGAAAUUGAUGAUAAAAUUUUUUCAGAUAAUUUCGAUUCUUUUUUUUAACUAUGUUUGAAUAGAAUUGCUUCUAAAAAUUAAUGCAUUUAUGAAUAGAUAGCAAUAAUUUGUAAUUAAAUAAAGACAGAUACAUAAAAGUUGAGUCCUUUUUAUCAUUUAUCCUCAAAUGAAUAAACAAAAUUACCUCAUAUGAUUUAAAUAACAUAUAAUAUGGCAGCUGAUAAGUUAUAAAUUAAUACUUAUUCCAAAAUCAGCAAUUCUAAUAUUAUUGCAAAAACAAAAUAAUUGGAAUAUUAGAAUUGA
Molecule: messenger RNA, 369 nt
Organism: Paramecium sonneborni
Lineage: Eukaryota; Ciliophora; Oligohymenophorea; Peniculida; Parameciidae
Source: the annotation of a GenBank genome assembly